Messenger RNA from Procambarus clarkii (red swamp crayfish), 2314 nucleotides. RefSeq names its product Steroidogenic acute regulatory protein-like (gene Start1). Lineage: Eukaryota; Metazoa; Arthropoda; Malacostraca; Decapoda; Cambaridae. The record is from RefSeq and is a predicted model, not a curated record. Gene Ontology annotation, molecular function: lipid binding. Gene Ontology annotation, cellular component: lysosomal membrane; late endosome membrane; endoplasmic reticulum-endosome membrane contact site.
CAGGGGUCCAUUUUGAAUGUUACAAACCACAUCAUCAAAUUUGUAGAUGACACAAAGAUUUAUGUUAAAGUGGGAAAUGAAAAAGAUACUGAAGCCUUACAAAGAGAUCUACAUGAACUCCACAAAUGGUCAGAAGACUGGCAAAUACUUUUUUAAUACUGAAAAAUAGAAGACUACAUGUGAGGCAUAACAACCCACAUCACAACUAUCAAAUUAAUAACAUUACCUUGCUGAUUGAUGAAGAAAAGAACCUUAUGGUGAAAAUCUACCAUUCACUGAAAGUUGCACAACAGAGACUUAGGAAGUAUCCAUCCUGUAUUGGCAACUGCACAAUUGCUGAGAUGUCUCGACAUGGGAAUUUAUCGACAUUGGCCUGGCCUGGAAGCAUGAAUUCAGUAUCGUCAGAUUUCUGGCUAGCCAAUCAUUUUCCUGGAAUGCAAAUCAACGGGCGAAUGUCAGCUGUACGACGCUUCUUCUGCCUCUUUGUGACAUUUGAUUUUCUCUUUACAAGCCUUUUUUGGGCCAUAUGUGUAUUGAUAAAUAAAGGGGAAUACAAAGCAUUAGUGGAAGAGAUUAUUCAUUAUAACAUCAAAUCUUCUAUAUUCGAUGUGGUGAUGGUUGCUGCCUCUAGAUUCAUCAUUCUUCUGCUUUUCUAUGCCUUACUACACAUCAAUCAUUGGUGGAUGGUUGCCAUUACCACUGCAGGAAGCUGUGCAUUCUUCAUCUGCAAGAGUUUAAUGUAUAAGUGGAAUGACAAGACAAGCUACCCUUUUGAGGUGAUGUUAAUCCUCCUUUCAUUCUUCAUCGCAUGGAUUGAAGCCUGGUUUAUAGAUUUCCGUGUUUUACCACAGGAAGCAAGAGCGAAAUCCAUCCUUGAAGCCUCAAAUACUUGUGAUCAAUCUGAGAGUGAUCCACUCCUACCUCAGCUGGAAAGAAGAGUACGAGAUUACCUAAAUAAUUGCUCUGACACUGUGGGAGAUUUCUACUCUCCUUUGGAUUCACCUCUUGGGUCAGAUGAAGAAGAUGAAAACUGUUCACAGCUCAGUAGAAAGUUGUCACCUCAAGAAAUAGAAAUACAGAAUACUGGUUUUGGAGCUCUACAAAGAGCUUGGGAAACGAUUCAUUCAUCUGGCUGGAAGUUAGAGAAGGAAAGCUCUCACGGGGACAAUAUAUACUCCAAAGAAGGCCCCAAAGGAUCCAGAAUAUAUAAGCUCACGGGAGUGGUUGAUAUUGAUUCAACUUCAUUGUGUAAUGAAAUUAUUUACAACUUUGAAAAUAUGCCAAAAUGGAAUAGAGCAAUUACAUUGGCCAGAAUUGUGCAGACCCUAGACAGUAACACCGAUGUUGUGUACCAAGUAGCGUCAGAAGGUCCCGGUGGUGUGGUUACUGCCAGAGAUUUCGUCAGUGUGCGUCACUGGAAGAAGAUUGGUGAUAGUUGGGUGUGUGCUGCUGUUUCUGUUGAAUAUGACGAUGAACCUCUUCAGAAAAAAUUUGUCCGGGGAGACAAUGGUCCAGGAUGUUUUGUGUUUCAUCCAGCUGAUGAGGCACCAAAGAAAUGUCAUUUCCAGUGGCUGCUUGACACUGAUCUCAAAGGCUGGAUUCCCCAAUAUGUUAUUGAUCAAACACUGACAUAUGCUAUGACUGACUUCAUGAGUUGCCUUCGAAGUUAUAUUCCGACGUUGAAAGCCGCUCGUUUACAAAGGGAUGGAGCUAGAUAACCUGGCUUUUUGAAAUGUUUAUAUUGCUACCAUUGAGGUUUGAUAAUCUUAAGGAUUUUUUAAGAUGUAUUUGUGAUUUGUUGUUCCUUUAAUUCUAAUAAUUUCUCUUUUACUCUGUAUACUGUAUAUGAAAUGAACAUGGUGACAUAAGUCACAAUAACAUGGCUGAAAAUGAAACGCCCAACCCACAGAUCUGAAAAUAAAGAAAAUGAUGACAUUUGAGUUUGUCCUGGACCAUUAUUAAGUUGUGUAAUGGAACAUGAUAAUGGUCCAGGAUGAAGACAAACAUUGUCAUGUCCUUAAUUUUCAGAUUUGUGGGUUAAAAGACUAAUUGAUCAUGACAUUUCAUUGUGAUAUUUACAAAUACAAUGCUGUAUAUUGUAGUUGCCUCCCAGUGCAACAUUUAUUCUAAGGAAGAGUCAUAGAUAUAAGACUUAUAACUUGGAGAAAGCUGAAAUGUGUUUGACAUUGUUAUAAACAGGUGAUAAUUGUAUUUAAAAAUAAUAGAAAAAUCAUAUUUUUAUUUGCUUUAAGUGUUGUUAUGCUUAUACAUUAAUGAAACUAUAAGCAGUGAAUGAAUAAAAUGAAUGAACCAG